Molecule: messenger RNA, 2992 nt
Organism: Pistacia vera
Lineage: Eukaryota; Viridiplantae; Streptophyta; Magnoliopsida; Sapindales; Anacardiaceae
Product: receptor-like protein 54
Exons: 2
Coding region: 1701-2759 (352 amino acids)
Molecular function (GO): protein binding
Source: RefSeq, a predicted model, not a curated record
UUGCUCUCCAAAGCUCUGCCCUUCUCCGUUUCAAGAACACCUUUUCGAUUGAGGAGUCUUCAAGUUUUUCCAAGACAAAUUCCUGGAAAGAGGGUAGUGAUUGCUGCACUUGGGAUGGGGUUACUUGUGAUAGGUUCACCGGUCAUGUGAUUGGACUUGACUUAAGUUCUUCUGGGCUUACUGGUCCUAUCAACGACAAUAGCAGCCUCUUCCACCUUCACCAUCUCCAGAAGCUCAAUCUAGCUUACAAUAUUUUCGAUCCAUCCACCAUCUCACCCAAGUUUGGUCAGUUCACCAAAUUGACACAUCUUAACCUUUCUGUAUCCUCUUUCUAUGGCCUAGUUCCAACCGAAAUCUUUCACUUAUCUAAGCUUGUUUUGCUUGACCUUUCUUACUCUAGAAGUCUGGAACUGCGUCAACAUGGUUUUAAAAAACUCUUGCAAAACAUGACAGAACUAAGAUAUCUUCAUCUGGAUUCUGUCAACAUGUCUUCUGUUGCAGUUGGUUCUUUUGCAAACCUGCCUUCUUCUUUGAUAUCUCUGAGUCUUCAGAGUAAUUACAUGCAAGGCAAGUUUCCAAAUGAUCUUUUCCGAUUUCCAUUUCUCCAGCUGCUCAGAUUGUCUGACAAUCAAAACAUAACGGUUAAUUUGCCAAAUUUCAACAGGAGCAAUCCUCUUUAAUUAUUGGAUCUCUCUUCCACAAACUUUUCAGGGAAAUUACCCGACACAAUCAGCAAUCUGAUGCACUUGAAUGAUUUGCGUCUAAGUGGAUGCAAAUUCGAAGGGUCAAUUCCACCGUCACUUGAAAACCUUACUGAAAUCACUUUUUUGGAUCUGUCAUUCAACGGUUUUACUAGUCAAAUACCAACAUCGAUAUCUAAACUUGACCAGCUCACUCAUCUUAAUCUUGGAGACAACAAAUUUUCUGGGUCAUUACCAUCAUCACUUGAAAACCUUACUGAAAUCACUUCUUUGGAGCUGUCAUUCAACGGUUUUACUGGUCAAAUACCAACAUCGAUAUCUAAACUUGGCCAGCUCACUCAUCUUGAUCUUGGAGACAACAAAUUUUCUGGGUCAUUUCCUCUGUCACUCGAAAACCUUACUGAAAUCACUUCUUUGGAUCUGUCAUCCAACGGUUUUACUGGUCAAAUACCAACAUCGAUAUCUAAACUUGGCCAGCUCACUUAUCUUGAUCUUCGAGACAACAAAUUUUCUGGGUCAUUUCCUCUGUCACUCGAAAACCUUACUGAAAUCACUUCUUUGGAUCUGUCAUCCAACGGUUUUACUGGUCAAAUACCAACAUCGAUAUCUAAACUUGGCCAACUCACUUUUCUUUAUCUUUGAGACAACAAAUUUUCUGGGUCAUUUCCUCUGUCACUCGAGAACCUUACUAAAAUCACUUAUUUGGAUCUUUCAUCCAACGGUUUUACUGGUCAAAUACCAACAUCGAUAUCUAAACUUGGCCAGCUCACUCAUCUUUAUCUUUGAGAGAACAACUUUUCUGGGUCAUUUCCUCUGUCAAACCUUACUGAUAUCACUGUUUUGGACCUGUCAUCCAACAAUUUAACAGGAGUCAUCCUCCCGUCAUUUUGCAAUUUGAGCUCUAUUGUGUAUAUUGACUUAUCAAAUAACAAUUUUAGUGGAUAAAUUCCACCGUGUUUCGGAAAAUUUGGUACGGGCCUCGAUUCCCUGAAUUUGGAGAUGAACAACUUCCAUGGUAGCCUUGGAUCUUUAACAUUUCCAACUUCCAGUAGUUUGACGGCUCUUAUGCUUAAUGGCAAUCAAUUGGAGGGACCAUUACCACCAUCUUUGAUUAAUUGUACCGAUUUGGAAAUCCUAGAUAUUGGGAAUAACAUGAUUAAUGAUACCUUCCCCUACUCUCUAGAAGAUCUUGAAAACCUUCGUGUUAUUAUUUUGAGAUCUAAUCGAUUUCAUGGUCCCAUUAACAAUUCCAGUGCAACAUUUCCCUUCCCUAAAUUGAGAAUACUCGACCUUUCCCACAAUCAAUUUACUGGUCCUUUGCCAAUAAAUUAUUUUAACAAUUUUGUGGCUAUGAUGCCUUCGUCCAUGGAUAAUGUCGGAUUCAGAUAUAUGUUCAAUUCUGAAUUCGAAUAUUAUUCAGUAACUUUGUCGAUCAAAGGAGGUGAGAUGGAAAUGGAAAGGAUUCUAACCAUUUUCACAACCAUAGAUUUGUCCGACAACCUGUUUCGAGGACCAAUUCCAGAGGUGAUUGGAAAGCUACAGUCACUCAAACUGCUCAACUUCUCUCACAAUAGCUUAACUGGUGAUAUACCAUCGUCAUUGUCAAAUUUGACACAACUUGAAGCAUUAGAUCUCUCUUACAAGCAGCUCGUUGGAAAUAUUCCAAUGCAAUUGACAAGUCUAACAUUUCUUUCAGUGCUAAAUUUGUCAUACAAUCAGCUUGUGGGACCUAUACCUCAAGGAAAGCAAUUUGAUACAUUUCUAAACGAUUCCUUUAUUGGAAACUUGGGUUUGUGUGGAUCAACAUUGUCAAAAAAAUGCAGCAAUGAGGAACCAAAUCAACCAACAUCAGUAAUCCUUGAAGAAAACAAUGCUUCAAGCUGGUUUGAUUGGAAAAUUGCCUUGAUGGGAUACGGAUGUGGAUUGGUACUUGGCAUAUCUAUUGGUUACAUUGUGUUCUCAACAGGAAAACCACAAUGGUUUGUGAGAUUGAUUGAAAGAGAGGGUCCGAAAAAGGUGAGAAGGCUGAAUAGGGGAAGUAGAGGAAGAAGAAAUUAGCAUCUGAAAGUUGCUCUUCAAUUUUACGACUUGGAAGAGUUGAUAAACAUGGAAGAGUAGUAUUUGGGAGCUGGAUAAGCUGCUAUAGUCUGUCUCUGAGUAAUCUUCAAUCUUCUGUAUUCUAAAUUUCCAUGUGAGAUUGAGAGUUAGAAUUGCCAUAACUAUGUAUGCAAGAUAUGUUAAUUUUGAAGAAUUCCAAUUUAAUAAAGUUCUUAAUGUUCCCUCUCUUGCCU